Messenger RNA from Rasamsonia emersonii CBS 393.64, 1749 nucleotides. RefSeq names its product Glutamate decarboxylase. Gene Ontology annotation, biological process: carboxylic acid metabolic process. Gene Ontology annotation, molecular function: pyridoxal phosphate binding; carboxy-lyase activity. Gene Ontology annotation, cellular component: cytoplasm. The transcript has 2 exons. The coding region runs from base 1 to 1749 and encodes 582 amino acids. The record is from RefSeq and is a predicted model, not a curated record. NCBI's taxonomy places the organism in Eukaryota, Fungi, Ascomycota, Eurotiomycetes, Eurotiales, Trichocomaceae.
AUGUCGGCAAAUAAUUUAUCUUUUUCCAGAGGCGCGGAUCAGGGCCUGGGUCGCGCCGAAGAAGUCCGGAGUCUCCUGAACGCCGUACAAGACCUCCUUGUUCCUUUUAUUCGCUCCGCAGAUCAAGAUGGUUCGCACAAAGUCGCCAAUGGGGAUAUAGGCAAACCCAGCACAUCGUUGGUGGAUUACAAAAGCCCAGAGGAGCUCCGAAAGAUUUUCAAGCUUGAUUUUCCGGUCUCAGGACGGGGACAAGACGGUCUUCUUCAGAUCCUCAAGCAGAUUCUUCGGUACUCGGUCAACACUUGGCACCAGGGAUUCCUGGACAAGCUGUAUGCGUCGACAAAUGCCCCCGGUGUUGCUGCGGAGCUUAUCUUAGCGACUCUCAACACGAAUGUUCACGUCUACCAGGUCUCGCCGGCUCUGACCCUCAUUGAGAAGUACACGGCAAAGGAGUUAGCUUCUCUCUUUGGCCUGUCUGGGCCACAUGCCGGGGGUAUCUCUGUCCAAGGUGGCUCUGCGUCAAACACGACAUCGAUUGUCAUUGCGAGAAACAAUCUGUUCCCGAGUACGAAGACCGAUGGCUACGGCGACCACAAAUUUGUUCUCUUUACGAGUGCUCAUGGUCACUACAGCAUCGAGAAGGCAGCGCAGAUGCUUGGUUUCGGAAGCAAUGCUGCUUGGUCUGUACCCGUUGACAAGCAGGGUCGCAUGAUCCCCUCGGAGUUGGAGCGGCUCAUCGAGAAGGCCAAGAGCGAAGGGAAAACGCCUUUCUACGUCAACGCCACGGCUGGAACGACCGUCUUGGGGUCGUUCGACCCCUUCAAUGAGAUCGCCGAGAUCUGCAAGAAGCACAAUCUGUGGUUCCACGUCGACGGAUCGUGGGGAGGGUCGUUUGUCUUCUCCCAGCGGCAGAAGCACAAGCUGUCAGGAGUCGAGAAGGCAAACAGUAUCGCUAUCAACCCUCACAAGAUGCUUGGUGUCCCAGUGACUUGUUCAUUCCUUCUCGGAGCCGACAUUCGACAAUUCCAUCGUGCCAACACCCUCCCUGCGGGUUAUCUCUUCCACAACGAUGACCCGGAACCCGUCGUCAACGGCAAACCCGAUGACCAGGCUGACCUCCGAGUCGACUCGCCCGAGGUCUGGGAUCUCGCGGACUUGACACUCCAGUGCGGCCGACGCGGUGAUUCUCUCAAACUGUUCCUGAGCUGGACAUACUACGGCUCAGAGGGCUAUGAACGCCGGAUCGACGAAGCUUGCGACGUCGCCGCAUACCUUGCGACCCGAGUUGCAAACCACCCAGACUUCAUCCUAGUCAGCGAGAACCCGCCGCCGUGUCUGCAGGUCUGCUUCUACUACGCUCCAGGCAAGCAAUUCGUGUAUCAACGCGGCCAUGAGGGGUUCACCAGCGAAGCCGAGCGCGGAGCGCGAAACAGCAAAGUCACCGAGGAGAUAGCGCGCGCGAUCGUGCACAAGGGCUUCAUGGUCGACUUCGCGCCUCCGAGCAGCGACAACGAGGAGGACGUCGGCAAAGGCAAAUUCUUCCGCUGCGUCGUCAACCUACUCACCAAGAGGGAGACGAUGGACGGCCUCGUCCGCGCGAUCGAGGAGGUCGGACCGGCCAUCGUCCAGCGGUUGCAAUCGCAGUCACAGACCAAGACAGGGAUUUCCUUUGAAUCGCCAUCUCAGGCGCAUAUUCGGAGGAGCAACCCUGCCGAAAAGGGUCAUGGACCUGUCGUCCAUAAUGUAUAG